AUGCAUAAACAUGUAUUCCUUCGUAUCAUUAAAGAUCUUGGUCAACAUGAUGAGUAUUUUUGGCUUAAGGUUGAUACAACUGGUAGAUCUAGUCUUUCACCACUGCAAAAGUCCAUUGUAGUUAUUCGUAUGCUGACAUAUGGAUCAUCUGCUGAAAGUGUAUAUGACUAUUUGAGAAUUGGUGAAACAACAACACUAAAAUGUGUUGAUAAGUUUACAAGAGGUGUUAUUAGUGUAUUUGGGCCACAAUAUCUGCGAAAGCCAGCUAUUAAAGAUGUCAAAUAUCUGCUGCAAAUGGGGGAGUCACGUGGCUUUCCAGGGAAGUAUGUCCAAGGUGGUCAUGGUAAGCCUACCAUUAUGCUUGAAGCAAUGGCUUCACAAGACCUAUGGAUCUGGCAUGCACUCUUUGGGGUAGAUGGUUCAAAUAACGAUAUUAAUGUGUUGAACCAAUCUGAUGUCUUCAAUGAUGUUAUGGAAGGGCGAGCUCCCGAGGUCCAUUAUUCAAUUAAUGGCACUGAAUACAACAUAGGUUAUUAUCUAUCAGACUGCAUUUAUCUUAAAUGGUCAACAUUUGUGAAAAGUAUCUCAAUGCCACAAGGGGAUAAGAGAAAAUUAUUUACCCAACAUCAAGAAGGUGCAAGAAAGGAUAUUGAACGAGCAUUUGGAGUUCUCAAAUCCCGAUUUGGGAUCAUACGUAACUCAGCUCGACCUUGGCACUUAGAUGCACUGAAGCGCAUAAUGGAUACGUGUAUUAUACUCCACAACAUGAUUGUUGAAGAUGAACGUGCCACAUAUGGUGGAAAUUUAGAUUAUUCUAAUGAGCAUUCAGGCAAUGACCCGACUGCACCAUCAAAUGAUUCUAAUAAUGAUUUUCAGGAGUUUUACGUAGAAGACAUCAUGUUCGUGACAAGGAAACUCAUUGACACCUUCAAUAAAACUUGA
Vicia villosa (hairy vetch) is the source of this 942-nucleotide messenger RNA. RefSeq lists its product as uncharacterized. NCBI's taxonomy places the organism in Eukaryota, Viridiplantae, Streptophyta, Magnoliopsida, Fabales, Fabaceae. The record is from RefSeq and is a predicted model, not a curated record. The coding region runs from base 1 to 942 and encodes 313 amino acids. The transcript has 2 exons.